AAAGCGUUGUAAAAAAAAAAGAUUACGUGUCGAAGAAGGUAUAUUAAAAUCACGAGAUAUAUUGCAUAAAGUUUUCAACAACGAUCAGAUAGAAUGGCUUCAACAUGACUCAACAAAACGUCGGCUAUAUAAAUGGUCUAAUGAAACAGUAAAGAAGGCACUCAGACUAAAAUUAGCAUGUACAGAAAAUGGUUAUAAAGAAUUAAUUAAUCAAAAUAUUCCUUUACCAUCGAGACGCACACUGAGAAGAAGUUUUGAAGGUAUUAAUUUUUCUCCUGGAAUAUGUGAUGAUAUUUUUGAAGCUUUGAAAGAUAAGAUAGAAUACUUUACUGAUGAUCGUGAAAGAGACUGUAUGUUUGGAAUAGACGAGAUAAGUCUUGUAGAAGGUGAACGAAUUGAUCCGUUGACAAACUCUAUUACUGGAUUUAUUACUAUUCCUAAUUCCCAAGGAAAAACAAAUAUGCAUGCUACACAUGGUUUGAUUUUUAUGCUUGGUGGUAUUUUCACACGAUGGAAACAAAUUGUUGCCUAUGAUUUCACUAAUCCUAAAGGGUUUGAUGGUGCACGAUUAAAACCUAUUAUUGAACAAAUUAUUCAAAAAGCUGAAAAAAUCGGUCUUUAUGUGCAUGCAGUUACAUCUGACAUGGUAGCAUCUAAUCGAAAAAUGUGGCAUGCUUUUGGAAUUAAUACUUGCAAGUCCUUUACUAUUCAAAAAUUCUGUGUCUUAUCCUGUCAAUCCACAACGUAAACUCUUUUUUUUUGCUGAUAGCCCUCAUCUUCUUAAAAAUCUUAAAACUGCAUUAAUAAAUAACAAAAGUGUUAUUGUCCCACCAAAUUAUAUCGAAAGCUUAAAUUUAUCAUCAUCUAUUGUUCGAUGUUCACAUCUUGAGGAAUUAGUUGCAGAACAAGAAAAUAUGUUUUUCAAAUUUGCUCCAAAGCUGAAUAAAGAUAUUCUCACAACGACUCAGUUUAACAAAAUAAAAGUUAAUAAGGCAGUAAAUGUAUUUAAUCGAAAUUCGAGCAGCGCAUUGAAUUAUAUGAGUGAAAAAUAUUAUAAUGAAGAAUAUAAAACAACAGCCUUUUUUAUCGAAAUAGUAUCUAAAUGGUUUACUUUGAUUACUUCAAGGCAUGCCUCAGUUGCGUUGGGAAAGAAACCUGAAAGUGUAGAAUCUGAAAACAAAUUUAAUGAAGCUGUUAACUUUUUAGAGUCA
Linepithema humile (Argentine ant) is the source of this 1211-nucleotide messenger RNA. The record is from RefSeq and is a predicted model, not a curated record. NCBI's taxonomy places the organism in Eukaryota, Metazoa, Arthropoda, Insecta, Hymenoptera, Formicidae.